UACUGCAAGUAGAAUAAGAAGUCGGCGCAUGCUGACCAGCUGCUCCCAGAUUCACUUUCCAGUUCUUGUUAGGCGCUCAGUCCCGACAGUGAAAUGAGUUGGUUGGAUAUGCUUUGUCACCCGGUGUGGGCUGUUUCCACGGCGCUGCUGGCCAUCGUUGUGCGCUUACAGAGGAGAGGGCGCUGGGAUCCACGAGCCUGCACGGUGCGUCUGCAGGGGAAGACUGCUAUAGUGACAGGAGCCAAUACAGGGAUCGGGAAGUUCAUUGCUCUGGACUUUGCACGUCGUGGGGCCCGUGUUAUCCUGGCCUGUCGAAGUGAGGCCCGGGGGACAGCAGCCCUUAAAGAAAUCAGGGAGAAAUCAGGAAACUCUGACAUCCAUCUGCGUCUGGUGGACCUGUCUUCUCUGGAUUCUGUCAGGGAAUUUGCAAAGGGGGUUCUUGAGGAGGAGAAAGCUCUCCACAUCCUCGUCAACAAUGCUGCAGUAUCAGGGUUACCCAGGCAGAUAACCAAAGAUGGAUUGGAGGUUUCUUUUGCCACUAACCACCUGGGACCAUUCCUUCUCACCAACCUGCUGCUGGACCUGAUGAAGCGUUCCACUCCAUCGCGAAUUGUCACCGUCAGCUCAGUCAAUCAUAGACUGGGUCAGGUGGACUUCUCUCAUUUUCAUGGCGAGAACCUCACUUAUUUCAUGGAUAAAGUCUACAACCACACUAAGCUGCACAAUAUCAUCUGUACCAACGAGCUAGCACGCAGGCUACAAGGGACAGGUGUCACCGCAAACUCUGUGCACCCUGGUAUUGUCAUGACAGAAGUGUUGAGACACUAUCCAUUUAUAAUUCGUUUUGUUUUCAACCUCAUUGGAAUUUUCUUUUUCAAGUCUUCAGAGGAGGGCGCUGUCAGCUCAAUCUACUGUGCAGUAGCAGAAGAAACAGAGGGAAUCACUGGGAAGUAUUUUGACAGCGACUGCUCCCUGGUUCUCCCCGCCCCUUUAGCUCGAGACGCUGCCCUCGCGGUCAAGGACUUUGAGAUCAGCGAGAGAGUGACAUCAAAGCUCUGAGGCAACUAUCAGGCAAAUGGAGGCUUGAUAACAGAAAAGGGGUCAAAUUCUACCCUCUUACUGCACUUCUUGAGGGAACAAUUCUGAAACAGUAUGUUUUUUCAAAUCAUCAGGUGGAGGUUUUUUAAUAUAUUUUUAGGAGUAAUUUGAGAGAGAGAAGCACAAUUGAAUCAUGUCUUUAUUAUUUGCCUGCAUUGGUGUGAAUAAUAGGACAAAUGUGGUUAAUCACUUAAUACUUAAAAGUAAUGGUCAGUCAUGUUGUCUGAGUCAUUCAUGAAAAUGAUGAAUAUGUUUUCUUAUUUGUAAGAAAGUCCUGUGACUUUUAUUCAGGU
Morone saxatilis (striped sea-bass) is the source of this 1391-nucleotide messenger RNA. RefSeq lists its product as uncharacterized. The transcript has 6 exons. The record is from RefSeq and is a predicted model, not a curated record. Bases 94 to 1059 code for a protein of 321 amino acids. NCBI's taxonomy places the organism in Eukaryota, Metazoa, Chordata, Actinopteri, Moronidae.